Fundulus heteroclitus (mummichog) is the source of this 10388-nucleotide messenger RNA. It is a transcript of the gene wnk1b, whose product is annotated as WNK lysine deficient protein kinase 1b. Gene Ontology annotation, molecular function: potassium channel inhibitor activity; chloride channel inhibitor activity; protein serine/threonine kinase activity. Gene Ontology annotation, biological process: monoatomic ion homeostasis; positive regulation of sodium ion transmembrane transporter activity; negative regulation of sodium ion transport. Lineage: Eukaryota; Metazoa; Chordata; Actinopteri; Cyprinodontiformes; Fundulidae. The coding region runs from base 1265 to 9565 and encodes 2766 amino acids. The record is from RefSeq and is a predicted model, not a curated record. The transcript is spliced from 40 exons. Gene Ontology annotation, cellular component: cytosol; cytoplasm.
AGCCAUUGCCUGGACUAGUCAUCGCCAGAGAGGACCCCAGAGAAGACGGAGCCGCCGCGGAGCAGCUUUGAACGGGGAGCAGCGCCUCAUCACCGCGGAUUUAUUGCAUCACACGCGCCUUAAAGCAAGGAGCAAAGCGGCGGUAGCAGAAGCGGACCGGACUUCCAUGCAGCUCGUGGUUUAGCAUCUUUGAGGAAAGCAGCUUUAUUUAUUUUUUCUUUUGGAGGUGGGGUGCCUGGACCCGAACGCAGAUAACCCCCAAAAAGUAGCACCGGAGCGGCCGCUGCAUCGGCGAGCGAAACUUGGCACCUCUGCGCGGCGCGCGGCGUCUUGUCAGUCGGCUUCGGCUUGCUGCACGUACCGCUGGCAGAGAGCUCCUUUUUUUAAGAAAAAAAAAAGGGGGGUUCAUGUUUUUGUAAUUUCUCCAUCUUUGUGUGUGUUCUGCUUCUGCAACCAACUGUGGCUUUAACGUGACGCACCGUGCUGACAUCUGUGCGGAGCGUCGGAGAGGACUCCCACUGCAGAGGAGUUCAAAAAAAAAAAAAAGGCUCGACCAUUCAAGUUUCCCCCCCUCCUCCUCCGGUCAUACUCCAGCGGUGCCAGCGCGACCCACACCAAUGUGAUAGUUACAAAGACUCGAGCAGACCAAGCCGGGCCAGGCCGGGCCAGGCCAGGCCGUGCCGUACCAGACGGGUCGGCUACCUCAGCUGUCAGCUGGGAGAGGGCACAUCCUCGUCGCCGCCCACCAUUCAAGGUUUAAAGAGAUUCCUUUGUGGCCGUCGGCAUCUCAUCAGUUUCCGGUUCUUCUAUGUUGUGGUGGGCCCUGUCUGGAUGUCAGCAGCAGGAUGGAUUCUGGGCUUGAUCUGACCGUUCACGCCUCACCGCAGCGUUGGCCGCGCUCCCUCUCCGACCGCCUGUCGUCCCUCUCCUCCCCGGUCUUUAAGCCCCCUCUUCUCACCUGGGGCCUCCCUCUGCGCUGCAGGGAAGGGCCUUAUAGGAACUGUAGCGUGUCUUGUUAAAGCAGCCAGGAAGCAGAGCUGAUAAGUCCUUACAAACUUUUACACAGAACAAGGGGUUGCUGUGUUCAGUUUUCUGAUACGACCAGUUGCCUUUUUUUUUUUUUUUUUUUAACCAUCUUUCAAGUUGAGUUCUGAAGUUUACGCCGGUAGCUCUGUCUUAUUCCUCGCUUCUUACGCAAAAAAAAAAAAAAAUCCUUAUUUAUGUUCGCUUUUUCGUCCUUCGUGGUCUGAGCCCGCGCGGAAGAAUGUCCGAAAGUAGCAGCAAAGCGGUGAAAUUCCUCGCCCCGCUUCCCCCGGCGUCCUCCGACUCCCCCUGCCCGUCGCCUCAAACCCCCCACAAGAAUGUGAACGGCUCGGCCAGUUCAGACUCGCACGUCGUGGAGAAGAUCGGCGAGGAGCAGCCCGAGGUGCGGCGGCGGCGCCACACCAUGGAGAGGGACUCCAAGGCAGCCGAGCACCGCUUCUUCCGCCGCAGCGUCAUCUGCGACUCCAACGCCACCGCUUUGGACCUGCCCAGCAAAGCCGCCGUGCUGCUCACCUCACCCCCAGACUGUGAAGGGCCCCCCCUCUUUAUAUCCACGCAGAGCCUCAGGCCUGAGGAACAAGAGCCAGAAGGUGAGAGCACAAGAGGGUCCUAUCUGCAAAGCACCAGCCUUCAGCCUUACUCUACCCUCGGCGGGGCGGUUACACCGGGACACGUACAGCGUGCUGAGGGAGAUUUGGAUCUGAACGUUGUCACUGUGGCUGUUCCCCCGAGUAGUAGUGCUAAUUAUGGCGCCGCGGGGCCAACGACGGAGCAGAUCCCGACAGCAUUGGAUGUUACGGCGGUAGGCAAGCAGCCCGUCACGCUGUGCUCCAGAGGGAUCCAGGAAUCACAGCAGGUGGCAAAAGGCGAAAAGGCGGACGAGGCCGCACUCGAGGGGGGCGUUGGCCCCCUGACCGAGGAGAAGGACCGGGAGAAGGAGGAGGAGAGGGGCCAGGCGAAGGCCCGGGCGGAGCAGAGGGAGGCCGAGAAACGGGUGCAAGACGACAUCGAGGAGGCCGAGACCAAAGCCGUGGGGACUUCGCCGGACGGACGCUUCCUGAAAUUCGACAUCGAAAUCGGCAGAGGGUCUUUCAAGACCGUCUACAAGGGACUCGACACGGAGACCACGGUGGAGGUGGCCUGGUGUGAGCUGCAGGACCGUAAGCUGUCCAAGUCGGAGCGCCAGCGGUUCAAAGAGGAAGCCGGGAUGUUGAAGGGUCUCCAGCAUCCUAACAUUGUCCGCUUCUAUGACUCCUGGGAGGGUUUGUGCAAAGGAAAGAAAUGUAUUGUUCUCGUCACUGAGCUCAUGACAUCUGGCACGCUAAAAACAUACCUGAAGCGCUUUAAGGUAAUGAAAAUCAAGGUUCUGCGCUCAUGGUGCCGACAGAUCCUCAAAGGUCUUCACUUCCUGCACACCAGAGCCCCGCCCAUCAUCCACAGGGACCUGAAGUGCGACAACAUCUUCAUCACAGGGCCCACGGGGUCUGUGAAGAUCGGGGAUCUGGGGCUAGCCACGCUGAAGAGGGCUUCCUUCGCCAAAAGCGUCAUAGGUACUCCUGAGUUUAUGGCUCCUGAGAUGUACGAGGAGAAGUAUGAUGAAUCUGUGGACGUCUAUGCCUUUGGGAUGUGCAUGCUGGAGAUGGCCACCUCUGAAUAUCCAUACUCAGAGUGCCAAAAUGCAGCGCAGAUCUACAGACGGGUGACAAGUGGAGUGAAGCCUGCGAGUUUUGACAAGGUGGCCAUUCCUGAGGUGAAGGAAAUUAUAGAGGGCUGUAUAAGAACAAACAAAGACGAGAGAUAUGCCAUAAAGACCCUGCUGAACCACGCGUUCUUCCAGGAGGAGACGGGGGUCAGGGUUGAGCUUGCAGAGGAGGAUGAUGGGGAGAUGAUUGCUAUCAAACUUUGGCUCAGAAUAGAAGACGUCAAGAAGCUCAAAGGCAAAUAUAAAGAAAACGAAGCCAUCGAAUUUUCCUUUGACCUGAACAGAGACGUACCUGAAGAUGUGGCACAGGAAAUGGUUGAGUCUGGCUAUGUUGCCGAGGCUGACCACAAGACCAUGGCCAAAGCAAUGAAGGACCGCGUGUCUCUGAUCCGAAAGAAGAGAGAACAGAGGCAGCUGGUGCGAGAAGAACAGGAGAAGAGGAGGCUGGAGGCAGAGCAACAGCAACAGCAACAAGAGGCUUUCAAAGCUUCACGCACCCAGUCAAAGACGGAGGAAACUGAGGCAGAACAACUUCACCAUCAGCAGGCUCACGCAUCCGAAGGCGCUUUGGACAGCGGACAGGGUUCAUCGGUUUUUUCCUCCGACUCCCCCCACCUGGGUCAGCUGACCAUGUCUUACAGCUGCCCCCCGUCCUCCCAGCCCCCCUCCCAACCCCAGACCCCGUACCCCCAAACUCCCUCUGCUGCGUCGCAGCAGCAUCCAGGCUAUUCCCAGCCGCCGCAGCCGAUGCCUGCGUCACACGGCCGUCGAAGCCGUAGCAUGUCUAUUUGCGUCCCCCCUUCCUCGUACUCCUUUUCCCACGCUCCUUUGUCCCUGGCCGUUCCUCCGAAACAGCCCGCCACGCCUCCUCCAGACCUGUCCUCCCACACCUCCAUCUCCCCCUGCGUACCUCUCGCUGCUGAGGGGGACACGUUCGCUGGCCGCCUCUCCAAGGCCCUGGAGACGGUGCUGCCCCUUCACCCGGGCUCCUCGCAGCCCAGGGCCAGGCAGCGGAGGGCCAGCCUGCCUGCCCUGUUCUCCACCCCUCAGCAUUCAAUGCCACACCCCUUCGGCGGAGGAGCGAGCUCAGCCGGAGGAGUCCCAAGUCUCCCCGAACCUCCUGCUAUUUUCUUCCCCUCCAUCCCUGAGCGUCCCAUUUCCUUCUCUCCUCCUCCCACCGGGCCUCCAAAGGGCUACAACACCCAGAGACGCAAGAGCACCUCCAUUCUGGAGGCGCAUACCCGGCACUUCCAGCCGGCCUACCCUCGCUACGGGAGCACCCUGCACCCGUUUUCUGGCAUGGAGAGUGUCGAGGCUCCGCCUCUCUUUAUGGUGAAUCCGGGCUUUGCAGCAGCAGCAGCUCAGAGACUCGGCGCUGGCGACUCUCUGCAUCUCCCAGGGCAGUCCGAGCCGACUUUGUAUGCAUAUAAAGACAUGAGAGAACACGAGGAAGCAGUGAGGCGGCUGAGUCUCAACCAAGCUGCUUUGUUGGACCAUUAUGAAGCAAUGGCGUACGCAGGGUAUCCAAUGACUGCCCACCAGCUGGGUCACCUGAGCUUUCAUCAUCAGAGGCAGGCAGCAGCUGCGGCUGCGAGCAUGGGCUUUGAUCCUGGCCCUCCGCCUCAGCCAGGGUUCAUACACCCACACAUCAUGCAGAGAAUAAGCGCGCACAGCCCAAUACCUCCACCGCUGCCCCCAAUGACUCCAUCCACCGGUGGGUCCAUCUCCUCCUCAUCAUCCGACGGAUGCUUUCCCCCACAGCACGCUUCCUCAUCCUCCUUCCCCUGUUCUGCACCUCCAGUAAUGGCUGACGCUCCACCUGCCGGAAGCGUGUUUGAGUUUCAUCUAGCUGCAGCCGCCGCCGCCGCCGCUGCAGACCCGAACCUGCUGGCGUCCAGGAUCUACAGAGCUCGGCGAAGCUCUAUGGACCUCCCUCUGGAGGACAGCUCUGGAACGGGCUCUGGUGGUUCGGGAUCCUACAGCAGGCUCCAGCCCGUGACCGAGGAGCUCUACACCUACAUGAGUCCAGAGCUUCCAUUGCCUCCUGGAAAUCUCCUCCUUCACCACAUUGGUUUAACCGCAAAGGACAGAAGCCCUGAACCAUCUAGCGACUCUCUAGCCUCCUCUGAUGCAGGAGAGUUUCAGUCACCUCCUCCCCCAAAUCUCCCCGCUCAGUUUGACUCCUCGGCCGCUCAGUCCAUCCCUCGCUCCUCUUCUUCUGCACACUGCGAUUCCUCAGGGGGAGCGCUUCUCCAGGACCCCCAGGGACAUCCGCCUUCAGUCCAGAACUUUUUCCCUCCUACUCCGUCGUCUGAGCUCCCUCCUGGCGUUGCACCGUCAACUCACCUGGAGAGUCUGCAGAGUCCCUGGCCCCAGCAGGGAGGAAUGGCGCCAGCCCAACCCAAUAUGACCUACCACGAGUCGUUGCAGGCUGCGGUUCCCUCUCUGCAGCAGGCUCAGACUCCUACCCCUAAACCAAGUUCAGGACCCCCUCUGGUCCCUUCAGCCACACAGCCUGAUCCUACAGGGACGUCCCAACAGGCUGUAUUGUCUGGCCAGAGUUCUUCCCUUCAGAGCCCAACACACACAGCACUGCAGCAGGCACCUGCACAGUUUUGUGAUCUAAGCCCGUCUCCCAGUAUAGAGCAUCUUUAUCUGUUAUACCAGGCUGCCCAGCUAGCUCUGGUUCAGCCCAGUUUACCUCCGCCAACCUCUGCUCUUCCCAUGGCGACCCUCCCUUCUCCGUCGGCUCUUCCGACGUCGGUCGUGCCCUCCCUCCCCUCUCCUCUGCCAAUCCCUGUUGGGGUGGUGCCUCCGCCCGUUCCCACUUCUCUUCCUGUGCCCACACCUGUGCCUCAGCCUUUGGCCACCGUGGUGCCAGUCAUCAGCGUAGUCACCGCCCCUCCUGACACUCCCACGGAAGCCCCUCCCAAGUCGGGUUCACAAUCUUCAGAGCUGUCACAAGGCCAGCUGCAGCCGCCUCAAGUUCUCUCCUCUAUAGAGAGCGGCCACUCGGAGACCUCAGGCCUGAGUGACGGGAACGAAGGAGGCGCCGGCCGCCAUGAUGGUCGCUCCACCAAACGGCAUCAAAGGCGCUCUGUGCGAAGCCGGUCGCGCCACGAGAAGCUAUCCAAGGCGAAACUUCACGUUCUCAGUAUCUCUAACCGAGGAGACAGGGUGGCAGAGUGUCAGCUGGAGACUCACAACAGGAAGAUGGUGACAUUUAGGUUCGAUCUAGAUGGAGACAACCCUGAGGAGAUCGCCCAGAUCAUGGUGGAGAGUGAGUUCAUCCUGGAGAGUGAGCGGGAGUCAUUCAUUGAGCAGGUCAGAGAGGUAAUCGAGUAUGCUGAUCAGAAGGGUUUGGAACGAGACCCAAGCAGCCAGAUGAUGGGUGACAAGGAGGAGCAGAUUCCUGCCAUAAGUAGCCCCAUGCCAGACAUUGCUCCCAGUGCAACUGCACAGGUGGUCCAUUCAGCAGGACGGAGAUUCAUCGUUAGCCCUGUACCGGAAGGCAGGCUGAAGGAGCCCCACACGCCUUCUCCCGGCCCUCCACCUCCUGCUGAAACUGAUCCGUCUGCUACUCCCGGCCAAAUGUUGGGAUUUUCCCAUUCUGCAGGAGCAAUGACGUUGCAGCAAGCCUUCGCUGAGCUCAGGCAGAGCAAAAGCCAGUAUGAUGCAGGUCCUAACACGGCUCCAGCCUCCAUCCACUCCCCCAAUCCCCCCCUGCAGCCUGCAGCAGCGACGGUCUCCGCACACAGCAGCGUAGUCUUUCCCUCUGCGGAUCCCAGUCAAAAUCAAGUAAAAGAGCAGCUCCUGGAAGCUUCUCCUCCUCCUCACUCCCUUUCCUCAUCCUCCACCCCCUCCUCUGCGCCCCCUGUCUCCUUCAGUCCCCCCUUUUCUUCAUCUCCCCCUCCCACUCUGGUAAAUCAGACCGCCCUUCAGUCUCAGCCCGUGAUGCAGGCUGUGUCUAGACCACAAGCCCAGAGUCUGACACAAACUCAGCCCCAGGCUUAUAUCCAGCCCCUAACCGUUUCUGCUGCUUCACUGCCUUCCUCCUUAACAACAGCCAACAUCUCUAGCAUCUCCCAGACAGCGCUCACCUCCUCUCUCCUCGGCCAGACCCUCCCAUUUGUAUCCUCGGCUCUUUCUUCUGCUCUUACAUCCACUGAAAUCCCGUCAGAUCAUCCAUCAGUCUCUCCCACCUCCUCCCUCACCUCCUCCAUCUCUCUGGCCUCCGUUAUCCCCACCACGGCCAUCGUUGGUCCGCAGCUCUCUCCCUCUUCCUCCGCCUCGCCGGUACCCAUGGCCGGCUUCCCCCCCUCUGUGGGACUCCAGCCGGUGACCACAAACGUUCCUCCAGUCCAGCCCACCGUGGUCCACUCCCAGCCUCAAAGUUCAGCCCUGCCGGGGCAGACGCACACGCACUGUGGAGAAUGUGACGCGAGGUCUGAGGCCUCCUCUGAGUCCAUAGGCAAGCCGGACGACAUCCAGGCUCUGGACAAGAAGCUGCGCUCCCUCUUCAUGGACCCCGGCGGAGUGGUGCCGUCCACCCAGGGUGACGUCUUAGCUGCUGACCCCGCCUCUGUGGCCUCUGUGGCAGGCACCACGUCCCCCGUUGGCGCUGGCUCUACCUCCACCACGUCUGUCACCGCUCCUGGCUCCAGCCAGUCGGUCAAUCCACCUCUGCCCCCCACCAGCCUGGCGCUGGGCUCUCUGGGGUCAUCUGCACCCUUGCCAGGCCCAGGGACUCCUAUAGCCACCCCUGCAUCAUCCAUCAUCCCUGCCUCCUCUUUGGGCCAGACUACUCCAUCCAAAACCCCCCUGUCCAGGACAACGGCCACUUCUCCUUCUUCAGAGCUCCUGACACCCUUCCCUGGACCUUGUCUAAUACAGUCUCAGCAGCCUCUAGAGGACCUGGACGCUCAGCUGAGGAGGGCGUUGAGUCCAGAAACUGUCCCUGUGAGCUCUCACACAGCGGUCUCUCAGAGCAGCGUUCCUUCCAUUGGACAACCAAUCCCCUUCUCCCUGGAAGGAGAGAAAGCGCCUCGCCCUGCUCCUCCUCCUGCAGGGGGAAUUAAAUUAGGAAGAUUUCAGGUGUCCUUGGCUGCCGAAGAGCCGGCUGUUCAGCGUCCGUCGUGCACCGAGUCUUCUUCCACCACCUCCUCCACUUCGUCGUCCUCGUCAUCCUCCAGCCUUUCCAGCCCGGAGAACACUUUGCACAAAGACUUCUCGCCCCGUCUGAGAGGGAAAGGAGUAAAAGGCGGAGAUGUUGUGGACGGGCUCCCUCAGAAGACUCCAACAGGAGGAUCCCACCACGCGUCCCCAUGCCACUCCCCCAAACCCCCCACCACCAUUGGCCGCUUCCAGGUUACAACCAACCCCGAGACCCGUGUUGGACGGUUCUCGGUCAGUCGUGCCCAGGAGCAGAUCCAGGAGCAGACCCCUCCACCUGCUGCUAACGGACCCAGUGAUGCUGGACAAGUCGUGUCUCCAGGCUCGCCUCAUAAAGCCUCCCUGCCCAGCCUAAACAACAACAACUCCUUCAACAACUCCUACAUGAGCAGCGACAACGACUCCGAAUUUGAAGAUGAAGAUUUCAAGCGGGAAAUCAGGCGCCUUAGAGAAAAGCACACACAUGAGAUUCAGGUCCUCCACUCUCGCCAGAAGGAGGAAAUCGAGCGUUUGUUUGCAAGGCUAGGAAAGGUUCCUCCAGCUGCUGUGAUCCCGCCGCUCAUCGCCCUGACUGGCAGGAGGCGGCGACCCACCAAAACUAAAUCUUCAAAAUCAUCCAGAAGCAGCUCCACUCAUGGCAGCAAGAGCCCUUUACAACCAGACAGCACUUUAUCCGCCCAGAGCGUCCCGGCCGUGUACCCCGGCCAGCUGCCUCCGUUAGCCCCCGGUGGGUUGGCCGACUCGGGCAGCGGCGCCGCGCUCCAGCCCCUCAAACAGUCUCCCUCCAGUGACAACCUGUGUUCAGCCUACACCAGCGAGGCGGCGCUGUCCGUGCCCAGCCUGUGCGCUCCGACCCCGGGCUGUGUAAAGUUCAGCUGGGGUUCGGAGCGUGUGGCCUUCAAGCCGGGCGGCAGGAGGACGCGCUUUCUGAGUACGCCCUGCUUGGCUCUUUGGAAGAUGGUGAAAAAAGUCUGCCCCUGCAACCAGCUCUGUAGGACUAACAGCACUAACGCAGUGAGCGGUUCAGAGGGCUUGUGUCAAAGCCAGGGCGGCUCACAGUGUCUGGCACCCAACCUGUCAGCACCUCACCAGAGGAAAGGAACCUUCACUGAUGACCUCCAUAAACUGGUGGACAACUGGGCCAGGGACGCCAUGAACCUCUCACAGGGUAAAAGGGGUGCCAAGCAGCAGCAGCAGCAGCAGGCCCCAGCACAGGGACAAAGUUAUGAGGUUACCCAGUCCGCCAGUCUGAGCAGGAAGUACUCGGCUCCCGGCCAGCUUUGUCCCAGCAGCAUUGGAGGGUCCACCCACCUCCCUGCAAACCCCACCAGUGCUACCUCUUUGGCUUCCAGGAAAGGCUCCCUCUGCCACCCUCCUGCCUCCUCUGCUCUGCCCCAACUCCAGCCGCCCCAGUUUAUCCACUAUGCCCCCAGUGCCGCCUACGCCGCGCAGUGGUGCGGUCCCGCUCACAGCAUGUCCAACACACAGCAAGCACCAACGCAGCCUCUCUUGGUCAGCACCUCUCAGCCACUGGGGCCCUAUCCCCCUCCGCAGGGCCAGCUACCAGGACAGGGGCCCUUCCUGCUCGCUGCCACCCUGCAGAAGUCAGUGAGCAGCCCAGGGGGGCCCAACUUGAGGACCACGUAGGGGUUGGCGCCAGGGCCGGUUCUACUGACAGACAGCCCAGCUGGACGGGUGGAAGGUGGCUUGUUUCGCAGCUAUUGGAAAAGGAGAUGCACUGGAGCGGAGAAAGACAAAAGCGAAAAAUAUCAUCCGUGUGUGUGAGUGAGACGCCCUCCCUGCUUCGGGGGCCGUGACAGACAGCCAAACGAUCAAACGUAAAGGAAAAGGAAAUGCGGGCUGUGUUUAGUGCAUCACAAUAAAUAAGAAUAUCUAAGUUCAUUUAUUGACGUAUUUUAAGUCUAAAAGUAAAACACUAACAUUAUAUAGAUUCGUUACAAUCGGAGUGAGAUAUUUUGAGUAUUUAUCUGUAAGGAUCGUGGCUUAUAGCUGAUGAAUACCAAGUUGCACACACACACACACACACACACACACGGUAGAGUUUUUCCUCCAGAUGCCCUUUCCUGAAGCAACCGGGAUUCGAUCCCAUGUUCUGUGUAUCAAAGACGUGGAUUUAGCCCGCUACUUUUCAGUCUUACUGUAGACAGAUAAAAACAAUGAAUUUUAUUUCAGAAAAGUAGAGCUUCAGCCUUAUUAGAUCUUAAUAUCAGAAGUAACUACUGUUUUCCUUCCACUCAACUUCCCAUUGGUCAAGUCAGUAAAAUUCAAUAUUUCUGAGAAACAGAAUUUUGCGUUUUCAUCAGCUAUAAGCCAGAAUUGUUGCUAUUGACAGAAACAAAGGCGUGACGUAUAUCCCUCUGUGUAAGGAAUCUAUAUAACACAUUAGUGUCACAUUUUGAAUUGAAUUCUUAAAGUGAAUAAACUCUUUUUUUAGAGUGGUACUCUUUAA